Molecule: messenger RNA, 2500 nt
Organism: Oppia nitens
Lineage: Eukaryota; Metazoa; Arthropoda; Arachnida; Sarcoptiformes; Oppiidae
Product: forkhead box protein K1-like
Exons: 6
Coding region: 234-2108 (624 amino acids)
Biological process (GO): regulation of transcription by RNA polymerase II
Molecular function (GO): protein binding; DNA-binding transcription factor activity, RNA polymerase II-specific; RNA polymerase II cis-regulatory region sequence-specific DNA binding
Source: RefSeq, a predicted model, not a curated record
AACACACUGUUGUGUACUAUAGUGUAGAUGUAGUGCUAGAGUGAGAGCAAGCAUUGGAUAGCAUUUAUAGCAAUAGUGUUGUGUGUAUUAGUGAUAGCAUUGAAUGCAUACAUAAAAGUACAGCCAUUUUGUGUGUGUUUCUCGUGUUUUGUUUACAAAUAACAAACUCAUAACAAACACAUCGCUGACCACCAAAUCGGUGACCAAUUGAUUGUUUGAUUGUCACAACACAUAUGUCUAGUACGAGAGGUGCCACCGAUAGUGACGCCUGGGCUCUAUUGGCGCUCAAGUCGGCGCCGGCCAGUCCUUCAUCGAUCCAAUGGGCGCCCAAUAACGAGUCGGCACCCAUUGCCCGACUCGAGACCCGAGAGUUUGAGUUUAUGAUUAGACAAAACCGUAUUGUCAUCGGUAGGAACAGCUCCAGAGGUGAAGUGGAUGUCAAUAUGGGACACUCGUCAUUCAUUUCACGAAGACAUAUUGAGAUCCAUUACGAUAACCAUAACUUCUAUAUGAUCUGUAACGGCAAGAAUGGUGUCUUCGUUGACGGAGUCUUUCAACGGAAAGGCGCUCCACAUCUUCAGUUGCCAAAGACUUGUGUAUUACGGUUCCCGUCAACAAACAUCAAAUUAGUCUUCCAAUCACUGGUCGAUGACACGAAUAGUUCUCAUUCGUCGAGUGGUAAUCGGGAAUCGAUAAGAAAUCAAUCGAUGGCACCGCUGAAGGUUAACAUUCCUGAUUCAACAGAUCCUGACUUUGCGAGUCCUAUUCCAUCACCGGCCGGAACAAUAAGUGCCGCCAAUUCAUGCCCCGCCAGUCCUAGAGGUGGUUCGCGGCAUCGGAACACAUCAAGUGACCUGCAAAUGAUGGUGGCGUACGCCGCAGCAGCUGUCGCUACUGACGAGCACAGGAUGGUUGCGCACAACGAAACCACCGGUAAAUCAAUAGUAACAAGUAUUGGCUCAACUAGUGCUCCAAUAUCUGUGUCCAAUUCAGCAAAUAAUAGUAGCGAUUAUUAUUUGGUUCCUCAAUCUGGAGGACACGAUUCAAAUGCCAACAGUCCUGGAGAAGUGGACGACUCGAAACCUCCAUAUUCUUAUGCUCAACUUAUUGUCCAAUCUAUUGCCAGUGCAUCAGAUAAACAACUCACUCUUAGCGGAAUUUAUUCAUAUAUUACUAAACAUUAUCCAUAUUAUAGAACAGCAGAUAAGGGAUGGCAGAAUUCAAUUCGACACAAUUUAUCACUGAAUCGUUAUUUUGUGAAAGUACCCCGGUCACAGGAGGAACCGGGAAAGGGAUCUUUUUGGAGAAUAGACGCUCAAUCAGAGCCUAAACUUAUUGAACAGGCAUUUAAAAGGCGGCGGCAAAGACCUAUGUCUUGUUUUCGAAAUCAAUUGGGAGGAUCUGCGUCUCGCUCGGCGCCGGCAUCUCCUAAUCACAGCGGUAUGGCCAGUGGUUUGGCCUCACCCGAAGACUUAUCACGAGAGUCAAGUCCAGUACCUCAAGAACAACUAGAAAGUGAAAUAAUAUCAUCAAUGGGUCCGCCAUCAUCUUAUUUAACAGUGCCAACCACUUUAGAAUACAAAUUCACCAGUAAAUCAGCCCCCGGUUCACCAGGAAUUAUCAACACAUCUGAUAUCACUUUGUUUACAGGUUCGACAUCCAAUCAAUUUUCAAACAAAUCACCCAAACUUUUGGUCACUCAUACAUCUCCUCUAUCUUUGUCUACAAAUGGUGUUAACUGUAGUGACAAAGAAUCCGAAGAAUUAAGUUUCGGACGAACAUCAGCUCCUCGUGCGAUAGCAUUGGACAACAACACAAUAAUACUUCAACAAACAGCAUCUCAACCUACUGUCAUAGUACAGGCGCCACCACUGUCUAACUCAACAGGAAAUGGCAAUUCUGUCAUAUCCCGUGUUUAUGGGGCCGAAGCAACCAAUGCGUACAAUGUAACGACUACUACAACAACUACAACUCAGGUGAAAAGGACCGCCGAUAUGGUUGAAAGUCAUGUCGAAGAUAAUACAGACGCCGACUCCACUGGAGUACAAGCAAAACGAGUUCGGAUCGAUGGCACUGAUGAGGAAGAGUUCGUUAGAAUGAGCUCUUGAUUUAGUUAUUUUAAUUGAAUCACAUCUUAUAAUAUAAAAGUCAAUAUUUGACCGCAUAUUGAAUAUAAUGUUAUAUUUAUGUUUCUUUGAAAUGAUGUCUUGUUUUUGAUUAAUUAGAAUCUUAUGAUUUGAUUAUAUGUAUAAUUCUUAUGUUUGGACGUUAGGUCAACAAAAAAGUACCAAAAAAUGUUUGUUUGAUAACAUUGUUUACGACAAAUUAAUUUAAGAAACGUAGCGCUGAGCCGAUAGCCAUUUCCUCAUAAAUAGACGUACAGUACUCUUAUAUUUUUUACGGUAUAUGAUAUGUUGAACUAAACGCUAGUCAGGACUCAACAUUGUAUCAGACAAUUACUACAAUCAUUGAGUGUACGCCACCCCCAACCCCUCCAAUC